This is a messenger RNA of Aspergillus pseudoviridinutans, 3612 nucleotides long. RefSeq names its product putative SNF2 family helicase. Bases 1 to 3612 code for a protein of 1203 amino acids. The transcript is spliced from 13 exons. The record is from RefSeq and is a predicted model, not a curated record. Lineage: Eukaryota; Fungi; Ascomycota; Eurotiomycetes; Eurotiales; Aspergillaceae. Gene Ontology annotation, molecular function: ATP binding; ATP-dependent chromatin remodeler activity.
AUGGAUCUCGAUCCUCCACAAAGCAGUGACAAUAUGUUGCCAGAACCAGAACCAGCUGAACUAGAUAUCGACCUUUCUCAGUUAGAGGAUAUAGAUGCACGUCGACAGCAAACCGCAUCGAAAGCUUUCUACGCGCGAAGCGUUUUGGCUCUACGGAACAAUGUCCCUACGACUCCCCUCCCCAAAGAUACGGAAGCAUCUCCCUCGAUCCCUGUUCCGUCAAUAACUUGCACAGCACCUGCUCAUUUGGACAAUCAGAUUUUUGUGAGCCUGCCGGCAGACAAUAUCUUUGACGAUAACGAGAUUGAGCAAAUUCGCCAAUAUGUAGCUUCCCAGAAUGGGAAUGUGAGCGAAAGCAAUGGCCUUGCAGCCAUGCCCCCGGACCAACACCAGAUACCCACUGAAACUUCAAGUGGUACGACGGCUGUUGAGGAUCGGAUGAAUCUGGAUGAGCCGCAGCCUGCGGUGGCCUCCUCAUCGAAAUCUUCUAAAGCCCCUGACGCGCCUGCGGUUGACGAAAAUGUCGCGCCUGAAUGGCCAGAGGUCCAGGAAGAAGAUUCUACAGGGUUUGAUAUCGUCGAGACAUGGUACAAUACCCUUGAGGACCCGACUCUCGAGGAAAGAGUACAGUAUGAAAAAGCAAAGCAGCAAGAGAAUCGGCGCAAGGAGAGGAUUGCCAGCCGGAAAGCUCUAGAACAGCUUCAGGCAGAACAAACUCUUGAGACUAUUCUAGAUUCCUCUGAUGAUGAGCUGCCCGACUCGUCGCUUGGCCAAACACACGGAGACACCGGUAAGCGCUCGGAUAUGGCAACUGCAAAUCGACCUUCAAAAGGUCCAAGAAAGCAGAAGAAUAGGGUCUCUGCUGCAGAAAGACGCAGAAGUAUGCAGCUAGGUCUCGACAUUGCCUUAGGACACCUAACAAGCAAGAAGGGCCCCGCAAAGAAGAGCUCUCGAAAGCGAAAGUCAGAUGACAGCAAUGGGGAUGUUCCAGCCAACGGGAACGGAAGCAAGAACAAUUUGAAAGACACGGAAUUUGAUCUGGACGCAUUUCUUUAUCCCGAUGUUAUCGCAGACGCUCAAGCAAACGCUGGGCUUCCAGCAAUACCGAUAUCUAAUUCCAAAAACAAGAAAACUGCACUCACCGAACUUGUCGCUAGCAUCCCUUCUGCCGAUCAGGACCAGGCCAAGUCCGACAAGCAGGCAAUCCUCGACGCAACCACAAAGUUCAGGAACAAAGCAAGAUCUGAUGGUAAGGGCGGGUGGAGGAUCAAGGGCAUGAAGACUAGUCUCUUCCAUCAUCAGCUUCUCGGUGUAGCGUUCAUGCGGGACCGGGAGAAUUCGAGCAGUCCACCCUAUGGGGGUUUUCUUUGCGACGUUAUGGGUUAUGGCAAAACAAUCCAGGCUUUAGCCAAUAUUGUCGAUGGAAGAUGCAUUGAGCCAGACGCCCCCGUCAAAACGACAUUGAUAGUCGUUCCACCUCAUCUUGUCAAGCACUGGGAGAAUCAAGUCGUCAAGCAUUGCGAGAAGGACGCCGUUGGUGAGGUCAUUACAUACUGUGCUCAGAACAGACUGCGUACCCUCGACGUUAUUCAAAGUCUGCAGAGGUACAGUGUCAUAAUUACGACAUAUGACGAGGUCAGACGCUCGUAUCCACGGCUGGAGCGCAAAGGUGAGGUUUUCGAUGAAAAGAAGAUUAUUGAGAUGUGGACAGAACUCUAUACCAAAGAAGUUGGGCCAUUACAUAAAAUCAAGUUCUUGAGGAUCAUCCUCGAUGAGGGACAUUCGAUCAAGAACCAUCUUGCCUCUACGUCAAUCGCCGUCCGUGCUCUCACCGGCCAUUACAAAUGGAUUUUGAGUGGAACGCCCGUGCCUAACUUCAUCACUGAGUUCUAUCCGCACUUCGAUUUCCUGGAGUAUCCGGACACGAAUGAUUACAGUCAGUUCGUGAAACGCUAUUGUGAGGACGACGAAGCCCGGCAGCGCCUACGGAACCUAUGUCGAACAUAUCUCCUCCGUCGGACGCAUUCCAGUCGACUCUUCUCGUUGCCUAUCAUCAAGUUACCUGAUAUCGGCGAGUCAGUCAUCAAGGUAGAUUUCUGUGAUGUAGAAAGAAGGAUUUACGACGAGAUCCUCGAGCAAUUCAUUUCAAAUAUCAAUGGUCUCAGCGAUGACACGAAUCCGUAUCUCGCACAGUGUCGGUGCUUUCUCACCAUGAUCUUGAAACUGAGAAUGAUCUCUAGUCAUUUGCUCACAACUCAAGAUCUUGUCAAGCGGCUAUUGACCUCAUCUCUUAUGAAAGAUCUUGUCGAAAUUGCAAGAGAAACAAGAGAUCCUGACCAUCCUUCAACUCAGAUAACAAAAUGGUUUAUCACUUUGAAGAAAGGAGUUUCUCUGCCCGCCGCACCACCAGAAAACGAAGAUCCGAGCCAGUCGGGGAAUGAGCUUAACGGAGACAGAGAAGAGCUUGUCAAACAAUUCCGCAAGUUCACUACGGAGCUUCACGAGAACGGUCAAUGGUACGAGCGAUUGAGAAGAACCAGCUGCCCACAAUGCGAAUUGACUCCAAUAAGCCCGAUCAUUACCAGCUGCAUGCAUCUGUAUUGCGAAGAAUGCUAUUUCGUUCUUAAAAAUAGUCUCACUUCUACAGAUGAGAAGCCAAUAUGUCAGACAUGCAACAACCCUAUCGCGGAGGCUGCAUAUUGCGGCACUGCCGAACCUAUCGUACUCGAUGAGCCGUCGGUCCCUUCUAGUUCGACUCAGAAUAACACCAGAAAGGCCAAACCAUCUUCUCGGAAACAAUCAAGCAGAUUUUUUGGCUCUCGGAUGUUCGCAACUGCCGCACAACGAUCACGAAUGAGGCAAACGGAUAAUGAGCAGCAGAAUGAAGACGAGGAGCUAGAUUGGAUCGCAGCCACUCAAGGGGGAAUGCCUGGUGCAAAGGUUGAUAAGGUCCGGGAAUUGGUCGCUAAUUGGAUUCAAGAAGAUCCAGAUGCCAAAGUUGUUGUUUUCACGCAAUUUCUUGACUUCGUUCGGAUUUUUUCCUUCAUAUGUACCAAGGAAGGCUGGACGCACUGUCGUUUGACGGGAAAGAUGUCAAUUGGAGCUCGCGACUUGAGUAUGAAAGAGUUCAGGGAGAAGCAAGAAGUGAAAGUGAUGAUUGCAAGCCUCAUGGCCGGUGGUACUGGGCUCGACAUGUCUAUGGCAAACAAAUGUAUCCUUGUGGAUCUCUGGUGGAAUGAGGCCAUGCAGCAGCAGGCGUUCUGUCGACUGUACAGAAUAGGGCAAGAGAAAGUGGUGGAGAUUGUCAAAAUCAUCAUCCAGAACACUAUUGACGACUACAUCCUCCAGCUACAAACGAAGAAGUCGGCGAACAUCAAUAGCACUAUUGGCGAAGAAGCAUUGCAGAAACGAGACACGAUUAUUGACCUUCUUGAAAUGUUCGCAGAAAUCGAGAAGCAAGAGAACGGUGGCAUCAGAGUCGAGGUGCGCCGCAAGGGGAAACAAGCCGACAAAGGCAACAAAAGCAACAAAGGCAACCAGCAAGGCACUGCGAAGCGAUCCAAGGGGAAAGACCGCGAUACAGGCGAUACAGGCAUUGGCUCAUCAACUUAA